AUGACCCUGAUCUCCGCGGGCGCGUGCUGCCUCGGCGCGGAGGCCAAAGAGGCUCGAGUCCUCACGGCGGCCAUCGACCGGCAGCUGCGGCGAGAGAUGAAGGACCUGCAACGGGAAUACAAGCUGCUGCUGCUCGGAACUGGGGAAAGUGGGAAGAGCACCUUCAUCAAGCAGAUGAGGAUCAUCCACGGCUCUGGGUACUCGGACGAGGACAGGAGGGACUUCGCCAGGCUGGUCUACCAGAACAUCUUCUCGGCCAUGCAGGCCAUGAUCCAGGCCAUGGACGCGCUACAGAUCCCCUACAAGUACGAACACAACCAGGCGAACGCCAGCAUCGUCCGCGGCGUCGACGUGGUGAAGGUGACGACGUUGAGGAGCCCUCAGGCGGAGGCCAUCAGGAGCCUGUGGAGCGACCCGGGGAUUCAGGAAUGUUACGGUCAGAAGAGGAAGUACCAGCUGUCGGACUCCGCUAGCUACUUUCUGGAUGACAUCAUCCGCAUUUCUGAAACGUGUUACCUGCCGACGCAGCAGGAUGUCCUGAGGGUCAGGGUGCCCACGACGGGUAUUUUAGAGUACUUCUUUGAGGUGGAGAAUGCGAGGUUCAGGAUGGUGGACGUGGGCGGCCAGCGCUCAGAAAGGAGAAAGUGGAUUCAUUGUUUUGAGGAAGUGACUUCCAUCAUGUUCCUGGUGGCGAUCAGCGAGUACGAUCAGGUGCUCGCCGAGUCCGUCAGGGUGAACCGCAUGGAGGAAAGCAUGGCUUUGUUCCAGACCAUCAUCACCUCCAAGUGGUUCCACGAGUCCUCGGUCAUGUUGUUCCUCAACAAGAUCGACUUACUGGAGGAGAAGAUCCUGCACUCGCAUCUGGUCGACUACUUUCCUGAAUAUGACGGUGAGAGGAAACUUUAGAAUGGCUUUUUCUCUAAAAGGGGACACUAUUGUGAAAAGUGGCAUUAUUAUUAAAAAAGAAGAA
Molecule: messenger RNA, 970 nt
Organism: Cyclopterus lumpus (lumpfish)
Lineage: Eukaryota; Metazoa; Chordata; Actinopteri; Perciformes; Cyclopteridae
Product: guanine nucleotide-binding protein G(q) subunit alpha-like
Exons: 6
Coding region: 1-906 (301 amino acids)
Biological process (GO): adenylate cyclase-modulating G protein-coupled receptor signaling pathway; action potential; phospholipase C-activating dopamine receptor signaling pathway
Cellular component (GO): heterotrimeric G-protein complex
Molecular function (GO): GTPase activity; G protein-coupled receptor binding; G-protein beta/gamma-subunit complex binding
Source: RefSeq, a predicted model, not a curated record